Molecule: messenger RNA, 1347 nt
Organism: Vicia villosa (hairy vetch)
Lineage: Eukaryota; Viridiplantae; Streptophyta; Magnoliopsida; Fabales; Fabaceae
Exons: 2
Coding region: 1-1347 (448 amino acids)
Molecular function (GO): zinc ion binding
Source: RefSeq, a predicted model, not a curated record
AUGGGGAGGUUUCCAACCCUUAGAGAAAAAGUAGAUGGAUACAAUGGUCAAAUAAUGUCUAAACCAUUAAAGAGAUUAGAUAGAGAGAUUGAGAAGAGUGGUAGUUGGACAGCAACAUAUGCUGGUAGGUAUUCAUUUCAAGUUACCCAUGUACUCUUUACUGACAGCUUUGUAGUUGACCUUGAGAAACAUACAUGUAGUUGUAACUUUUGGGAAAUAGUUGGGAUACCAUGUAGACAUGCAGUGGCAGCCAUAUAUUGGAAGGUGGAUGACCCAGUGAGUUAUGUAAACAAGUGCUAUCACAAGAGUACCUAUGAGGCAUGCUAUAAUGAAGUCAUCACCCCUUUGAAUGGCCAGAACAAAUGGCCCAAAACAACUCAACCUGAUAUGUUUCCACCACUGUACAAACGUGGUGCAGGGAGGCCCAAAAAACUACGUAGGAGAGAAGCUGAUGAGGUUAAUCAGAAUAAAUGGCAGAGAACUAAUACUAGUCAUAGAUGCAAAGUUUGUUUUGAACUAGGUCACAACAAAAGGACUUGCAAGAAAAACAAGAAAAUUGUUGCCAUAGGUGUCCCAACAAAUGUACCAAUUGAAGAGGGUCCAACAAGUGGUGUCCAAGCAAAUGUGCAAAAUGAAGAAGUUCCAACUAAUAAUGUGACAACUACUGAGGAUGUGCCUACACAGGCCAGUCAAACUGCCCAAGCAAAUGUGGCAGCAAAAAAAGAGCAUAAGGCUAAGGGCAAAGCUUCAAAAAAUGCCAAGUCUAGAACAAGUGGUAUAACACAACCAUCAAACUCUUCACCUGUUGAUAAGUAUUAUGAAUGGGAUGCUGAAACACUAGAAGCCUUGCUGGAUUGGGAUGAUAUUUUGGACAUUAGGCCUUUGAGUGUGGAUUCUUCACCCAUCAAGAAAAAGGAUGCUCAGCCAACAAAGGAUAAAGAACCAGUUGCUGCUGCCAAGGAUUCUGGACCAUCUACUGCAACUACUACUACAAAGGCCAGGGAUGGACCCAAAAUUUUCUUUGGCCCAGCUCCAAAAAAGCCAAAGAACAAACCACUCAAACAACAUGUAGGUGCAUCAUCUGUUGGACAGGUUCCUCCUAAACCACCUACAACAUCUUCAGCACAAGUGCAACCCAAAGCAAAAAAAAGUAAAAGUGAUAUGGAUGUGGCAAAAAGGCAAAGUGAUAGACUCAGAAGCCUAAAGACAAAGGCUAUUCCAGGGCCAGGGAAAAAACCAGAUGAUCCAUUGGUGAUCGUUGAGGAGGAUGAAGCAACAGAGGAUUCAACAAGUGGUGUCCCCAAGAUGAAGAAAUGGGAUGACAUCUACAAAGGCUUAACUCAGUGA